Molecule: messenger RNA, 1020 nt
Organism: Psylliodes chrysocephalus
Lineage: Eukaryota; Metazoa; Arthropoda; Insecta; Coleoptera; Chrysomelidae
Source: the annotation of a GenBank genome assembly
AUUUCUUGGAGUACGCAGCUGAUUUCGUGGUCAUAUAAAAGCAAGAGAUUCGACAAAAACAUUCAAAUCCAAACAGUACUGCAUCGAGCAGCGGCAACACAUGAUUCAAAUUUAAUGAAUUUGUAUGUUGUCUAACAUGGCCAAAAAUAAUUGUGCCGGAAUUAGUUCAGUGCUUGUGUUCAUUACCGUUAUUUUAUCUCUUUGUGGUAGUAUCACAUCUGUCAAGGUAACCAUAUAUUAUGAAGGGUUAUGUUACGACAGUAUCAAAUUCAUAGGCCAACAACUGUAUCCUCAUUGGACUCAACUUUCACCAUUUGUCUCUUUGGAAUUAGUACCAUAUGGAAAAGCAAUCCAUAAUUUAAAUGGUAACAAGUACGAAUUCUUUUGUCAACAUGGAUCAGCAGAAUGUAGAUCAAAUAAAUUGCAGGCCUGUCUUUUAAAUCAGAACCUCGGUUCUGUCAAAGAUGUCUCCUUAGUAUACUGUAUAAUGUCUUCUAGGAAUCCCGGAUCAUUUGACAUUGCAGUAGACUGUGCAAACGAAUUAGGCUACAACGUGAAGCGCUUUAAAAAAUGUGCACUCACUACGGAAGCGGACAAUCUUCUCGCUCAAAACGGUGACAAGACUUCGGCGCUAAAGCCAGAUCUUCAGUUCGUUCCGACCAUCGUCUACGACGAUGAGUACAGCAAAAUGCAUCAAGACCAAUCUUUGAUCGACUUCGUAGCAGUUGUUUGCAGCAAGCUCGUUCAACUGAACGCACCUAAAGUGUGCCAAAACAGGCAAUUGCCAGUUAUCGAGCCAGUGAUACAAUUUUAAAAAAUGUACUGUUUCGGUUUCGUCAUAAUCUAUUUCGAUUUUUGAAUCGAAAAACAAUCAUCAUCAACGAUGAAAUAGAUUUUGCAGAAACUAAAACAAAUUAUAUUUGUAUAGCGAAUACAAAUUGGGAUAUAGACUUACCUGUUGAUAAAGAAAAUAUUUUAAAUGUACUAUCUAGGUGGCAGGUACUGUCAUAACGCAGACAU